Arachis ipaensis is the source of this 1459-nucleotide messenger RNA. The record is from RefSeq and is a predicted model, not a curated record. Lineage: Eukaryota; Viridiplantae; Streptophyta; Magnoliopsida; Fabales; Fabaceae.
ACAGUGUAAAAGGACACGGACGGACACUGACCAAUCACCGUCUACCCAAGGGAAGACUACACCUCAUCCAAGCUACAAGAAGGCGAAAAAGGGUUUCCUAGUCAACAAUCCAAUGAACGAGAAAAAAUAUAAGAAACAGUCUUCAACUAAAGCAGUUAAUGAGAAAGCAGGGUGUAAGAUGCCUUGCAAGGACAUUGACCAAUCUCCGUCUAUCUAAUGCAAGACUACAUCUCAGCCAAGAUAUAAGGAGUCAGAUAAGGAAUCCAAGACAGGCACGAGGAGAAAGGUUCAUGUCCACAAAAGUCAUUCUAGACGCUGCACCAAAAAAGCAAUUGGAAGAGAAAAUUUAGCAAGAAGCAAUCCUGCACCAUUGGUAGUCCCAGAUUCUGAUGAUGAUGACGACGUGCCGCUUGCUAGAAGGAUUCAGUUAUUCCAACGGCAGCCUCCGCCACAUGAUGUGAAACAAGCAGAUCCCGUGUUCAAGGGCAAUCAUAAUAGUCCUCAGGAAGCAAACACUGACAAAAAAAAGGGAUCUCCACGCACACCGCCAGCAGCACUUGUCCAGCUCAGUGACUAUGAUUUUGAUCGCGAGUUCGACAUCUCGAUCGUUCAGUAUCCUGAAUUUGAGCAAGUACUCAAUAGUGUUGAGCAGGGGCGCGAAACUAAUGCCAUCAUCAUGCAGCCCCUGCAAACGGUCUUGCCAAACAAAUCAAGCUACCAUACACCGAGUCCAGGGAGACCGAGCUUUUCACUUGGUUUAACACAGUUUGAGAAGACUCCUACCCCUUCCCCGUUACAUUCAAUUCAUCCAACCCUGAAAAAUAUAAAGUUGGGGGAGACUAAGGAGGAACAAAUCAGAACAUGGAUAGUUAGCUCGUCCUUGGACGAAAAUCAAGAAUUAGCUAAGUAUGAAGGGCGGGAGUACAUGGUAUUACAAAGGAAGGACUUCUGGACCUUGAAACCCCACAGUUGGGUCAACAGCUGCGUAAUUCAAUGGAUGUGCUACUCUUUUAACGACAUUGACUCGUCUAGAUUCAAGCGAGACUUCUAUUGUGUGUGUCCAGGAAUAUUGGAAUUCGUCACACGAGAUAAUAAUGUUGCUUCAUUUAUUGACGGUGUGACACCAAUUUAUGCUGGUCUUAGUCCAAGCUUUGGUGAGGAUAAUAGGUUCUUUGAUAAGAUAGUAGCAGCAAAGAGAAAUUGGUGGUUAUUUCCUUAUUGUUGGAGGGGCCAUUGGUGGGUAUAUGCAUUUGAGGUGAAUGCGAAGCGCAUAGUUAUACUCGACAGUUUGCAUUCUGCACCAGAAGAUGACAAACGAGAUAAACUUGAUGCAUAUGUGGGGAGACUGUGUGAGGAUAUGGCAAGCAUUGCUAUACUUGGAUUCGUUCGGACUCCGUACGGCCCAGCUCGUUCCUACGCUAGGUUCCAAAGCAAUCGAACAAGUGAGAUGAAAAUAUAA